UGCUGGGCCCUCGGGAGCUCAAAGGGUCCUGGGGCGCAGGCGGUGCUGCCCUCCUUACCAGCAAGGCGGAGCCCGUAGUAACAUCCGGCAGGGAAAUGGUCGUGGUUUCUGUGCCCGCCGAAGUCACCGUAAUCCUGUUAGAUAUCGAAGGUACCACAACCCCGAUUGCUUUCGUGAAGGACAUUUUAUUUCCGUACAUUAAGGAAAAUGUCAAGGAGUAUCUGCAGACACACUGGGAGGAGGAGGAGUGCCAGCAGGAUGUCAGCCUGCUGAGGAAGCAGGCUGAAGAAGAUGCACAUCUGGAUGGGGCUGUCCCGAUACCUGUGGCAUCUGGUGGUGACGUGCAGCAGAUGAUCCAGGCUGUGGUAGACAAUGUGUCCUGGCAGAUGUCUCAUGACCGCAAGACCACGGCGCUCAAGCAGCUGCAGGGCCACAUGUGGAAGGCGGCGUUCACGGCUGGCCGCAUGAAGGCAGAGGUCUUUGCAGAUGUGGUCCCUGCCGUUAGAAGGUGGCGGGAAGCCGGGAUGAAGGUGUACAUCUAUUCCUCAGGGAGCGUGGAGGCGCAGAAGCUGCUCUUCGGACAUUCCACAGAGGGAGACAUUCUGGAGCUCAUCGAUGGUCACUUUGAUACCAAGAUAGGACACAAAGUGGAAAGUGACAGUUACCGGAAGAUUGCAGACAGCAUCGGCUGCUCAACCAACAACAUCCUAUUUCUCACGGAUGUCACUGUAGAGGCCAGUGCUGCCGAGGAAGCAGACGUGCAUGUGGCUGUGGUGGUGAGGCCUGGCAAUGCGGGGCUAACCGACGACGAGAAAACCUACUACAACCUCAUCUCGUCCUUCAGCGAGCUCUACCUGCCGUCUACACAGAGCAAGGUCUGAGGAGAAGUCACUGUUCCCCCUAGUGUCUAGCUUCAUUCUAUGUAAAAGUAACUUACUAUGUGUGCACAUAGGCAUAUGCGAGAGUAUAUACGUGGCUAUGCGCUCAGAUUAAUUUCCUUGGGCACAUAAUGUGAGAGAAGUAGUCAGUUCCAUGAGGCCAAAUCCGUGUAAAGACACUUUGUGUGUAGACCGUAAAUCUCAGUCUUGCCAAGGCCAGAGUGUAUUUGCUAAAGAAACUACAAAAAUACAAAUUUGUGAUGUUUAUCAAAUUGUUUACCAAAAUGGAAAGCUAGUUUUGAGAAAUUAUUACCCUGAGACCAUAUAUUUUAAAACCUGGAAGUGCUUCGCAGGCACCCAUAAGAGGAGCCCAUUGCCCGUCCCAAGAGUGCGCGCCCAACCGCCGCACUAAGACUCACGGCCCGGCCUUCACGAGACUGCGGCGUUGCUCCUGCUCAGAGCAGUUCUGGGAAAGGCGGUUUGGUCUCAGGACGGACCGACCGGUGCUAGCAGGCGUGAGUGGAACAGCUGAGGCCGAGGUGGGCACCCUAACCCUGUCAGUGUCAGCCUGUGUCAUGGUUGCCUUUCUAUGUCUUACUGAGAAUAUAUGUUAAUGACUAUUUUUUUUAAAAAUGUUUUAUUGAAACUGGUGUAACCCCACAAAGAGCUCUAAUGUGUAAUAUUUCCUCAGAUGAUAUAAAGAUGUAAAUUUUAUAACAGCAUUGCUUGUCCUGAUGCUGUUCUAACAGGAUUUGGUGUCAGUUUCCUGUAGUUAAUAAUUAAUAAAAGCUUUUUCUUCUUUCAGUUUCA
Messenger RNA from Rattus norvegicus (Norway rat), 1688 nucleotides. It is a transcript of the gene Enoph1, whose product is annotated as enolase-phosphatase 1. Gene Ontology annotation, cellular component: nucleus; cytoplasm. Bases 96 to 881 code for a protein of 261 amino acids. Gene Ontology annotation, molecular function: magnesium ion binding; acireductone synthase activity. The transcript is spliced from 6 exons. The record is from RefSeq and is marked provisional. Gene Ontology annotation, biological process: L-methionine cycle. NCBI's taxonomy places the organism in Eukaryota, Metazoa, Chordata, Mammalia, Rodentia, Muridae.